UAGUGGUGGCGGUUACGGUGGAAUAAGUUAUGGUGGCAUGGGAUAUGGAGGAAUGGGUGGCGGUGGAUACGGAGGAAUGGGUUACGGUAGUGGGGGAUACGGUAGUGAUGGAUACGGCGGAAUAAUGUAUGGAGGAGGCAUUAGAUAUGGGUACGGAGGAAUGGGUGGAUACGGAGGAAUGGGUGGAUACGGCGGAAUGAGUGGAUACGGAGGAAUGGGUGGAUACGGCGGUAUGGGUGGAUACGGCGGAAUGGGUGGAUACGGCAGAAUGGGUGGAUACGGCGGUAUGAGUGGAUACGGCAGAAUGGGUGGAUACGGCGGAAUGAGUGGAUACGGAGGAAUGGGUGGAUACGGUGGUAUGGGUGGGUACGGCGGUAUUGGUGGAUACGGUGGAAUGGGAUACAGCAGUGGUGGAGGAUAUUGGCCAGGUGGUAAUAAAUAUUGGUGGACACAUCGUAGAAGAAUUGGAGGUGGGGGGUGGCCACGCCCUAAGAAAGGGAGUGUUUACUAAACUGGUCCAUCCAGAAUGAUGCUGACGAUAUGGAAUUCCCUUUUAUAUAUACAUCUUAUAUACUAGUAGAUAUAAGUAAACUUUGAAGCACGU
Molecule: messenger RNA, 604 nt
Organism: Mytilus californianus (California mussel)
Lineage: Eukaryota; Metazoa; Mollusca; Bivalvia; Mytilida; Mytilidae
Product: acanthoscurrin-2-like
Exons: 2
Coding region: 38-511 (157 amino acids)
Source: RefSeq, a predicted model, not a curated record